Molecule: messenger RNA, 4216 nt
Organism: Mandrillus leucophaeus (drill)
Lineage: Eukaryota; Metazoa; Chordata; Mammalia; Primates; Cercopithecidae
Gene: ABCB10
Product: ATP-binding cassette, sub-family B (MDR/TAP), member 10
Exons: 12
Coding region: 968-2629 (553 amino acids)
Biological process (GO): transmembrane transport
Cellular component (GO): membrane
Molecular function (GO): ABC-type oligopeptide transporter activity; ATP binding; ATP hydrolysis activity
Source: RefSeq, a predicted model, not a curated record
ACAGGGUUUCACCAUGUUGGCAAGGGUAAUCUUGAACUCCUGACCUGAAGUGACCCACCCACCUCAGCCUCCCAAAGUGCUGGGAUUACAGGCGUGAGCCACUGUGCCAAGCCAAUAUUUCUCUUCUGAUAAGACUGUAUCUUGUUUGCCUUUUUUUUAGGUGCAUGAACAAUUCUGUUCUUAUUUAUUUUCAUAUCAUGUUGAUAUUUCCCAAAGCAAUAAUACAAUAUUAAGAAGCAAUAUAUCACGUUUUAUUGACAUUUGCUUCUUUGUAAUGAUCCGUGAAACUGUUUUCCAAAAGUUAUCUAGAAUGGGUUGUUUGUUUGCUUAAGGCCUACAGCGUCUUGUAUUCCCAGGCAGUUUCCCAUCCAAGUACUAAUGAGGUCCCACCCUGCGGAGCUUCUGAGGUCAGACAAGAUUGGGUGCGUUCGGAGUGUAUGGCCGUAGACAAGAGGGUUUUGAGAUACUAGAUGUAAUCAAGGGCUUUAACUAGACAGCUUGAUCUUCAAGUUACAGUACAGUUAGAUGCCGAGGAGUAUAGCAUGUAUAGCAUGAAGGGAGGAAAAAUAUGAUCUGAGAGGAACACCAAAAUCAAGAGACAGGGAGGGAGGGGCUGGCCGGAAUGGGUUCCGUAGUUGGCUCCCAGUUUUUCUUGGUGAGGAAGAGUUGAUCAGACUAAGAAGUCAUCUUCUCUGGUUCAGAUAUGAUCACUCACUUCCUUAGUCAACCUGCUUGUUCUCACCUGGAACCAUUUGGUUCUUCCCUUGAGUCAGGGGUCGAGGAGCAAAAGGGAGGAAACUGCUAGAGACUGAGAUCAAUGCAUACUCUGAAAACAGCUUAUUUGGCAAGGAAGCCUCCUGGGCUCAGCACCCCAGCAACAGCCCCUUUGCUGAAGCACCCUGAGCAUUGAGAGUGCUUGUGUUUUCUAGCUGCGGUUGGAUUUCUCACGAUAUCCAGUGUUAUCUCCAUGUCUGCCCCUUUCUUCCUGGGGAAGAUCAUCGAUGUCAUCUAUACCAACCCCACUGUGGACUACAGCGACAACCUGACCCGCCUCUGCCUUGGGCUCAGUGGUGUGUUUCUGUGUGGUGCUGCCGCCAAUGCCAUUCGUGUCUACCUCAUGCAAACUUCAGGUCAGCGCAUUGUGAAUAGGCUGAGAACUUCGUUAUUCUCCUCCAUCCUGAGGCAGGAGGUUGCUUUCUUUGACAAGACUCGCACAGGAGAAUUGAUUAACCGCCUCUCAUCAGACACUGAACUCCUGGGGCGCUCAGUGACUGAAAACCUCUCAGAUGGGCUCAGGGCCGGGGCCCAGGCUUCUGUAGGCAUCAGCAUGAUGUUUUUUAUCUCACCUAAUCUGGCCACCUUUGUUUUGAGCGUGGUGCCUCCAGUGUCAAUCAUUGCUGUAAUUUAUGGACGAUAUCUACGGAAACUGACCAAAGUCACCCAGGAUUCCCUGGCACAAGCCACUCAGCUAGCUGAGGAACGUAUUGGAAAUGUAAGAACUGUUCGAGCCUUUGGGAAAGAAAUGACUGAAAGAGACAAAUAUGCCAGCAAAGUGGACUAUGUGAUGCAGUUAGCAAGGAAAGAGGCAUUCGCUCGGGCUGGCUUCUUUGGAGCAACUGGGCUCUCCGGAAACCUGAUUGUGCUUUCUGUCCUGUACAAAGGAGGGCUGCUGAUGGGCAGUGCCCACAUGACCGUGGGUGAACUCUCUUCCUUCCUAAUGUAUGCUUUCUGGGUUGGAAUAAGCAUUGGAGGUCUGAGCUCUUUCUACUCGGAGCUGAUGAAAGGACUGGGUGCCGGGGGGCGCCUCUGGGAGCUCCUGGAGAGAGAGCCCAAGCUGCCUUUUAACGAGGGGGUCAUCUUAAAUGAGAAAAGCUUCCAGGGUGCUUUGGAGUUUAAGAACGUGCAUUUUGCCUAUCCAGCUCGCCCAGAGGUGCCCAUAUUUCAGGAUUUCAGCCUUUCCAUUCCAUCAGGAUCUGUCACGGCACUGGUUGGCCCAAGUGGUUCAGGCAAAUCAACAGUGCUUUCGCUCCUGUUGAGGUUGUACGACCCUGCUUCUGGAACUAUUAGUCUUGAUGGCCAUGACAUCCGUCAGCUAAACCCAGUGUGGCUGAGAUCCAAGAUUGGGACAGUGAGUCAGGAACCCAUUUUGUUUUCUUGCUCAAUCGCUGAGAACAUUGCUUAUGGUGCUGAUGACCCUUCCUCUGUGACCGCUGAGGAAGUCCAGAGAGUGGCUGAAGUGGCCAAUGCAGUGGCCUUCAUCCGGAAUUUCCCCCAAGGGUUCAACACUGUGGUUGGAGAAAAGGGUGUUCUCCUCUCAGGUGGGCAGAAACAGCGGAUUGCAAUUGCCCGUGCUCUGCUAAAGAAUCCCAAAAUUCUUCUCCUAGAUGAAGCAACCAGUGCGCUAGAUGCUGAAAAUGAGCACCUUGUUCAAGAAGCUCUAGAUCGACUGAUGGAUGGAAGAACGGUGUUAGUUAUUGCCCAUCGUCUCUCCACCAUUAAGAAUGCUAAUAUGGUUGCUGUUCUUGACCAAGGAAAAAUUACUGAAUAUGGAAAACAUGAAGAGCUGCUUUCAAAACCAAAUGGGAUAUACAGAAAACUAAUGAACAAACAAAGUUUUAUUUCAGCAUAAGGAAACAAUUACUGGUAAACAACAUGAAAGACUUUAAUGCAAAACAGUGUUACAGAAAAAAAAAAGAGACUGUAUGAAAUACGUAAACCAUAUAUCAAGUUAUUUGAAAAAUACCUAUUUUUUUCCAAAGUGUGUAAAAUAUUGUUUUGAAAUGUACCUGUUCUCAAGAUCUUUUUAUUCAGAGUUUUAAAAAUUGUAACUUUGUAAAUGUCUAUAGCACUGAAGUUAUUUUCAGGUUCUGUAUUUUCUUUUAUUGUGGAAUACUUUAAUCAAUAUAGCAUGGCACCUCAUUUUCUUUUGCCUACUGUUAAAGAUUAAAGCUAUUGUCAAAUGACAACUUUAAAAAGGGAAUUAUAAAUAAAAAGCCUGAUUAUUUUAGGCCAGUUUACCAAUCACUGUGUAAUUCUUCUGGUAGUAUUCUACCUACUUUUGAGUCUAAUUUUACUAGAUAAGAGUAAUGGAAAAUGAAAAUUUAACCCUUUAUUCUGAUAAUCUCAUGAAGCAAACCUAACUCUUUAACAUCAGCUGGAAAGAAGGGAACAUUUCCAUUGCCCGUCUCCUUUGUCUUCAAAGGUGUGAGAGUUGAGGAAUAUGUGUUCCUAUGGGAACUAUGUUUGAAUAUGUGCAGUUUUCAACAUUGUGGCACAUGAAAGCCUGACAAGUUUUUAAAAGGGCAGAAGCUUUAUUUUUUGAACAGGAAAAUGUAUUUUUUAAAUUCACAUGUUUGUAUGAGUACUUUUGGGAAGCAAGGCAUGAACUACUAGGUAUUAUUAACAAUGAAUGAUUUUUGCAUUUAAGUUGUUUGAAGGCAUGUAUUUUGAAAAAUAUCUGUUACAAAUUUAUAUUUUCAAGACAAAUUGAAUCUUAUUUUGUAAUACUUUUGGAAUUUCAUUAAUAAGGCUAAAAUCUGGGGAAUAUUUUCAGCCUUAAGAAAUUUAAGUUUGGAAGUCCUUGCUAUUCAACAGAAUAACAAGAAACCUUCAGAAUGUAUCACUCUCCUGAAAAGAAGAUAUUAAGAAGCCCUUUUAUUUAUGGUUAUAGUUUUAUUUAUAGUCUCAAAAUUCCUAAAGUAAUGCUACAACCAUUGAAUUUGCCAUAUUUUGUAUCAGUGCUGUUAAUUUGCUGUUGCCUCAAGAAAAAGUGCUUUUUCUCCAUUGAUGAGGCUAGACCCUAAGAAGUAAUUAAGUCAAUGGAAAUCGAAUGGAAGUUUUUCCAUGAACUAAGCAUUUAUCAGUUCCCUGAUUAGACUGGAAGAAGAAACCACUAUUUCAUGAAAAGCAUGGAAUAUUAUAUUCUUCAUAAUUAAUAAAAUUGAUAUGAAUGAAUGUAGUGUUCUUUGAAUUAGUAAACAGUACAGCUGUGACGAUCAUUUUUAACAAGCUCUACUUGUGUUCUUUAUAAAGUGUGAUUUUCAGAAAGCAAACAAAACACAAUUACAAGGUUGAAUCUGAGGAAAAUAAUCCUUGUGCCAUAGAAAUAUUUACAAAAUUGCAUUUCAUUGUUAUGUUUUAUUUUCUGAUACAUGAUGUUCAAUUAUAUCUUUAGGUAAUAUUUUAUAUCAUAGAUUAAAAUUUAUAGUGAACUUUA